Molecule: messenger RNA, 2694 nt
Organism: Acanthochromis polyacanthus (spiny chromis)
Lineage: Eukaryota; Metazoa; Chordata; Actinopteri; Pomacentridae
Gene: ndrg1a
Product: N-myc downstream regulated 1a
Exons: 16
Coding region: 164-1378 (404 amino acids)
Biological process (GO): signal transduction
Cellular component (GO): cytoplasm
Source: RefSeq, a predicted model, not a curated record
CUCAUACAUCCGCCUUUGUGCUACACGUUAUAAACAAAGCAAAGCUAAAGCGGCAAUUUGCGCAGUUUGAAAGAAAAAAGGCUGAAGUUUUGUGGACUUUUUUGGGAAGUGUUCGUCUCCGGACAAUCAGCAGUUAAAGCAACAGGCUCUGCACCUCUUUGAAAUGGACGACAUCCAGGUUGUUGAGUCCAAACCCCUGCUGGUUGACAGGGAACUGCCGGGCUUGCGAGAGGCUGUACAGCAGCUUGUAGUCAAGGAGCACGAUGUGGAGACUCCUCAUGGAAGACUUCACUGUACGAUGAAGGGGGUUCCCAAGGGUGACAGGCCAGUCAUCCUCACCUUCCAUGACAUUGGACUGAACCACAAAACCUGCUGGGACACGCUCUUCAACCAUGAGGACAUGUCAGAAAUCAUGCACCACUUUGCUGUGUGUCAUGUUGACGCCCUGGGACAGCAUGAGGGAGCUAACACUUUUUCCACUGGAUAUGAGUACCCAUCUAUGGACCAGCUGGCUGAGACUCUUCCACUGGUGCUGAAGCACUUUGGCCUGAAGAGUGUUAUCGGAAUGGGCAUCGGAGCCGGGGCCUACAUUCUGACCAGGUUUGCUCUGGACUAUCCAAACAUGAUGGAGGGCCUGUUGCUCAUCAACAUCAACCCAUGUGCUGAGGGAUGGAUGGACUGGGCAGCACACAAGAUCAGCGGCUGGACCCACGCCAUGCCGGACAUGAUCAUCACCCACCUCUUUGGAAAGGAGGAGAUCCACCACAACCAGGACUUAAUUGCGACAUACCGCCACCACAUCAUCAAUGACAUGAACCAGUUUAACCUGCAUCUCUUUGUCAAGUCCUAUGAAAGUCGAAGGGAUUUGGAAAUCGAGAGACCGGUCCCUGGAAGCCACGUCAGAACCCUCAAGUGCCCUUCUCUGCUGGUGGUUGGCGACAGUUCUCCUGCUGUGGAGGCUGUGGUUGAAUGCAACACCAAGCUGGACCCAACAAAGACUACACUGCUCAAGAUGGCUGACUGUGGCGGCAUGCCCCAGGUUGACCAGCCUGCCAAACUGACGGAAGCUUUCAAGUACUUCAUUCAGGGCAUGGGAUACAUGCCCUCUGCCAGCAUGACCCGUCUGGCCCGCUCCCGCACUGCCUCCGGCUCCAGCGUCACCUCCUUCGAGGGCAACCGCUCCCGCUCCCACACCAGCGAGGGAAACCGCUCCCGCUCGCACACCAACGAGGGCAGCCGCAGCCGCAGCCACACGGCCGACGCUCAGCACGCCCAGCAUGCCCAGCACGCCCGCCCCCACACGGACGCCUCCACGGACGGCACGGCCAACAACAGCGUGGACCAAGCUGUUCCCAAGUCCACUGAAGUGUCCUGCUAAGUGACCCUCCAUUUGCCAGACAACUCCUCCAGCCCCUCCAAAAACCACUCAAAGUCCCUUCGGUUUGUGCUGCGCUGUCUCUAAUUCAUUCUUAGAGAAAGACACUAAAGAUUGCAGACCUGGAGUUGUAAAAACGCACAAUGGACACUCACCUGCACACUAUUCAGUGCAGCUGAGAUGCCCCAAUUUGAAAAUAUGUCUUACUGAGUAGGAGGUGAAGGUCAACUGUCUGCGUGAUUUGUCAUCUUGAGGGAUUCAAACUACAUCUGAACAGAAAAUGUUUCAGGUAUUUAGGUGAGAGUGUAAUUAGAGACAAUGCAGCACUUGGGGACACCGAAGCAGAGAAUGUCGGAGAAAGCUGUGGCUACGAGUACACCAGCUUGUAAUGUAUCUCUUAUACAUAAUAACAAAUUAAUUUCCACCUCAGCGUUCUCCCGUCGUGUUUUUAUCCAUUUUUACCGUAUUGACACAGCUUUCUCAUACAUACCUGACUCUAAAUGUCUGUUUUUCUGUUCUUACUGUAAUUGUCUGAUCAUUUAUUCUUUUUUUUUCUUUCUCCAUGUCCGAAGUGUUGUCGUUUGUACGUAGGAGCAGAUUUGUAGAUGUGGAAAGAGAAUGGGGAGGCACUAGGAUAAAUUUAAAAAAAAAUGGCUGUUUGCCUCAAAUUACGUAUGUAACUUUGAAAAUUAAGGGACAAACUUCAAGUAUAUCAUAUAUAUAUAUACAACUGAUAAUAUUGUUUUAUCCUGCAUCUUGAUUCCAUUUUCCUCGAGUUUGUCUGUUAGUGAAACGAUUUUCUAUAUCGGCUCACAGAUGAAAUCCGAUUUUAAUCUAUCAUUUCAGGAAUAAAGUGAUCAAUGUUAGUAGAUUCCAUUGAGACUAUGCUUCAUCUGUAAUCAAGAAUCUGAAAUACAAAUCUGAAAGCUUUAACAUUGUAUGCUUUAUUAAUAGAUCAUGGCUUCAGACAAAAAAGUUUCCUUUUUUUUUUUUUUUUUUGUUAAAUGAUGAUUUCUAUGCAAUCAAGCACAAAGGAACAAAGAUGUGCCAUGGAAUUGUUCACUUUAUAGAAGCGAUGCUCCUAUGUGGUUGUGGAUUUAUUUUUUUCUGGGUGAGUGAAGAGAUAGAGGUCCACAUGUUAACAUGAGGAUAGCCAUAGAACUUACCCGACACCGUCUACUCCUGUAUUUUACUUUGUAGAACACAUACACAGCUUUGUAAAGAUGCGAUGCACAACCGUCUAAUGCUGUAGAAAAGCAUUAAAAUGACAUAACAGUUUGUAUUUAUUAAAAAAAUGACAAUAAAAAACUUGUAACAGA